Messenger RNA from Acanthochromis polyacanthus (spiny chromis), 1032 nucleotides. Its product is annotated as arylamine N-acetyltransferase 2-like. The coding region runs from base 96 to 959 and encodes 287 amino acids. The record is from RefSeq and is a predicted model, not a curated record. Lineage: Eukaryota; Metazoa; Chordata; Actinopteri; Pomacentridae. Gene Ontology annotation, molecular function: acetyltransferase activity. The transcript has a single exon.
AACUGCAGGAAGCAAAUCACAAACUAACCGGUCAGUCUAGGUGGGGCUUGAUGAUUUCCAAACUUUUAGUUUGAAAGUGAAAGUAAGCAGCUGAAAUGACUUUUGUAGACAUGGACGUGGGGAAAUAUUUGUCUCGCAUCGGGUUAACGGCCCCCAGGAAGCCCGACUUGGAGCUGCUGCGGUCGGUUCACAUCCAUCACCUACUGUCGGUGCCAUUUGAGAACCUCACGGUUCACAGCGGCGGAAGAGUCCAGCUCGACCUCCCGCUUCUCUAUGACAAGAUCGUGAACCAGCGCCGAGGUGGUUUCUGCUAUGAGAACAACUCCAUGUUCUCCUGGCUGCUUACUAAACUCGGCUUCGACUUGCGUCUGGUCUCCGGGCAGGUGAAGAACGCGAUCACGGAAUGCUACGGGCCUCCGUUCGACCAUCUGAUCGUCAUGGUGACUCUGGAGGGCCGCCGGUGGUUGUGCGACGUCGGAUUCGGGACCGCGGGGUUCACUGUCCCACUCUCACUGGACACCGAAGACGUUCAGGAGGAGGGCCACCGGGUGUACCGCAUCAGAGAAGCCGCGGGGAUGCGCUUUCUGGAGUGGCAAAAGGAGGAAAACAAUGGCGCAGAUGGAGACUGGACACAGAUCUACAAGUUCACUCUUGAACCUCGGCGUCUGGAGAACUUCACCGAGAUGUGCAAUUACCACCAGACCUCUCCUUCUUCCAUAUUCUUCUGCAAGUCCUUCUGCACCACUUUAAAACCAGGUGGAAGGCUCACUUACAUUGGCCACAAGCUUAAUACCAUCACAUUCCCAACUGAAGCAACUGGAGGCGUGGUAGAAACCACAACCAGGGAGCUCAAAGAUGAGGAGAUCCCUGGUAUUCUAGCAGAGAAAUUUGGAAUUGUACUUAAAUCUCCUCUAAUACCAAAGGAUGAGGCAAUCACUCCACCCCCCGUUAUGUAUUGAUCAUGCUUUCUUGUGGGGUAUCUUUCUAAGUUGUAUGUCUCUAUAGCACAAUUUCUAAACAGCUGUUGAUUUA